This is a messenger RNA of Acanthosepion pharaonis, 4740 nucleotides long. Lineage: Eukaryota; Metazoa; Mollusca; Cephalopoda; Sepiida; Sepiidae. The record is from the annotation of a GenBank genome assembly.
AUGAACAACUCCAUGGUGGAUGCCAGGACCACCAGUGGCAGUGUGUGUCCUGAGCCAACAGGUAAGCCCCCCAGCAAGCUCACCUGGAAAGACCUCUCACCAACCAAGCAGAGAAACCUCUCCCAAAACAGCAGCAGUGGAGGUUCUUCGGGUGAUGAGAACCCCACUAGUGGUGUUAUUUGGGGGGAGGGUAGUGAGGUCAACAAAAACCAGCUGGUCACAUGGAAGCAAUUGUCACCAACUAAGCUUUCACCCCCUGCAGAUUGUGAGCCAGAUAGUGGCUAUUCUUCGAAUGAAGUCAACCUUAAGACAAAGGAGGCUUCAGAAGGCAGCAACUCGUUUAUCACGGCGUCGCAGAAGCCCAUGAAGACUAGUUCUGGUAGCACAAGUAAUGAAUCACCAGAGGAUGCUCUGGAAUAUUUCUAUGAUGAAGAUUUUUCUGUCCAGUUUGAGCCCAACUUGAGCAAUCCCCCAAUGGAUAUUGGAGACAUUGGGCGUGAUGAGAUGUUCAUUCUUCCACAAAUGCUAAAUGGUAGUUAUCUGAGCUUCGAGUCGUUAAAGUCCUCGUCUGAUGCUAACCCUACACCAUUUGAAGACCAAUGCGAGUUGGAGUUUUCUGAUAACCAAAACUCAAUGGAAAUCUCUACCAGUGAAAGAGACAUGUUGUGCUCAAGUGAAAUGCUAGAAUUGAGUAGUGACCCACUGUUUACUCCAACUCCAACCAGUGAGGCACCACCUUGUCACCUACUCAAUGACAGCCUUGACCGUGCUGUAAGGAAUGCUGAGCUUCAGGGUAGCAAGACAUCUGUAGAUGCCCUCCAUUCAGAUGAUGGACAAUUGGCGAUGGAUUGCCACCUUCGAAAAGAAAAUUAUUGCUUAUCGUUUGUUGGCUCACAGAGCAAAAACAGUAAUUCUGAUGUUGACAUUUCAGUUGCUGCAUCCCAGGGGCCUGAAUCCGAUGACAGUGAUGGAAGGACCAACCCAAGCUCUGCCUCUUCAGCAGAAGAAGCUGAAGAAGUGUGCUCCAAUAGUUUUCACUUCUGCCGACAUGAAGAUGUUCCAUCUAAUUAUUCAACCGCCCUGCGUGUUAUGCGCACAGAACAUGGGGCAAAGUCACGUUUGGUAGGUCGCCUCUCAUCAUUGCCGGAACAACCUCAAGAGAUUGAUCAAGAAUCCACCUCAUCAGGCAUGUCUGAAUGCAGCAGUCAGGGACGGAUUACAUCACACAGUUUGCCUCGUAAUAGUUGCAGUUUCCAGACCUUUAGCUCCCUGAAGAAUAAGGUAAAUUUAUCAGAACGUCCAAAGACAAUGGUGUCCUGGAAACAAAUAAAGAAUAUGUAUCGCAAGGGAAAGCAAAUGCCCAAACCAACUGACAUAAAUGGUAAAAGCUCUAGUAUGCCAGAUUUAUGUCUGCAUACAUGGCAGAAAGUAGCUGCCGAACGCAAGAAAGAGUUGGAGAGUAGUGAAGAAGAAAAAGGCGAGAACAAGCGCUACUCAGCCACUCUUGUUGAAAUGUAUCAACGGAUGAAAGCCAUGGGUAAAACCCUUUCUCCAGAUAUCCACAUUCCGGGCUGGUCACCAAAUAGCAGUUUAUCAAGUCGACCUGGAAGUGGACAUUGGUCAGUGAACAGUGAUGAUAAAGGCUACAACAACUCUGCCAAAAGCCAUGAAGAUGGAUUUUCUCCAAUCUGCUUUGAGAAAACUGUGUGGGACACAUCAAACUCGCACUAUCACACUGUUACUGCUGUUAAUCUUCAAGAAAAUGCUGGACAGAGAGACCUCUACAACAAUUCAUUUGAGCUUAGAUCUACCUGUUACCAAACACCAGUGAAUUGCAAACGUUCCCAAGCUACAGCCAUCUCUCCGCAGUCAGUGAACGUAUGGUUGGGGACAAAGAAUUUCUCGGCUCAGUUUCCACCUCUCACAAGAGACUGUGGAGUUCAAACCUCUUUUGAUGAUGAGUGCUCCAUGGCAUCAGGCUUGAGGAGGAACUGCAAGCCACGUGUCCCUGAUGCAAAUUACUUGCCUAGGUGUCAUUGUCACAUGAUGGACAACAAUGAAAAAAAAACAGGAGAGAAUUUCCGAAUGCCUGGCAGGUUUGCACGUGAAGUUUUCUACUCCCAUCGGUCUUUGCCAGAUUUGAGUUUCUUGACCCUCCCAAGCCCAAAUCUUCAGGGUCUGCGGAGACACUCACUUGAAAAACAAGUUUUUAUCAAUCCUCGACUACAUAGAACAUCUUCAAAUAAUGAAGAAAAAGAAACUUUACAAGAACUUAAAAAACUGCAGAGACCAGAAGCUAUGCAUAUAUCAGGGCCUUUCUGUAGUCGACGCCCAGUCAUGUUCCGACCAAUUGGAGGCUCUCGGGGGGCCGACUGGCACUCAAGUAGUAGUGGUUUAAGCACCAGUUCAACUUCAUCUGGAAUUGAUCCUGGGUACCUUGAUUAUAGAUAUGGAAAUUUUGGGAGCAUCUCCAAUUUGCCAUGUUGUGCAGCAUUUUUGGACACAAGAUAUGUAUACAACAGUGCAGGCUUUGAGACCCUUCCACGUCUCAUACGACAACAGGAAGAAGAACCCCAACGUAAAGGACGCAUUCUUGAACGACGGUAUGAACGGUACCAGUACGAGAGCCACCCUGCCCAUGCGCGCCAGAAACCCUGGAAGAAGUGGAGCGCUGGCAGCUCCUCAACCUCAAGUGGCACUUCAGUGCAAACGGAGACGUUGUACAGUGUUGCCGAAGAGAAAACCCCAACCUCUCCUGAAAAGAGCAUGGAAGAGGAUAUUGAAAAUGGAGAAGAAUUUGGAAAGUGUCAAGGUGAAAACUACUAUGACAAUCAAAUAUUCGACGGCAAAAGCCAGUUGGAAGCUGCUGUCCAGCGUGUCCGUAUGCGCAAUACGGGGUUGACCCUAGCAGAAACGUACUGCCCGGAUAAACGCCCCCUGAAGUCCUGUCUGCGCAAACGUCAGAGGUCACUCUCCGACCCUUAUGGUCAGUCUGGAUGGGCUGAUAACAAGAGUUGCACAGUUGCUGCCAGACAGCACCGACAUUCAUAUGGCUGUGACCGUGACCGUAUGGCUGGUGCCGAUGGCCCUGAAGAUAGCAGAGAAGCAUUUGAUGCAAUUGCAGCAUCACCUGAUGAGAUGUCGCCUUCAAAUUGUAUUGGGAGUGGAAGUGCAGUGGCUAUUUCACCAAUGUAUGGAUCCAACAAUGUAUCAUGGAGUGAGAAGGAUAUGGCGCGUUCUAAGAAAAGCGUAAGCUUUGCUAGGGAAGUGUCAUUCCAUUCUCCUCCAUGUAGUCCCCAGGUAUCCCCACGACGACAACCUCUUCAGGGACGGCAGGUUCCUCAUGGUGGCUGCAAUAGCGCUCCUUCUACUGGAUACUGGAUGAAUAAUAUGGCUGCUCAACCAGCUUUUCCAGUUCCACGUGGUUUACAGAGCCAAGACGAGGAUUUAUCACAGAGAACACUGGAAGAAGAUCAAAGAUCACACGAAGAAGAUCAGCCAUCAUUGCCACAAAGAGCAAUGGAAAAGAAAAGAGCUUUGGAGAAAAAAUCAGUGUCCAAAGCUGCAGAAGCUCUGGUUGCACAUUUUUCUAAAAGCAAAGAUCCAUUUGAUAAGCUUCGGCUUGGUAGUUCAAUUGAAACUCCUGAAAUUGGUGAAUUAGUACUUUCCCAGUUGUGUCCUGCUGUUGCCCAGGUAAUAAAUGAUGGAUUGAAACCUUAUGAAUCGGGUUUACAUGUAUUUGGAAGAGUCCACAUUACUGUUUGGAGGGUGGCUGAAGCUUCUGCUGAACCUGGUCCUUCUACCAGAGCAAUUUGUGACAUUGUAAAGGAGCUGAAAAACAGACCAACCCUUGUGUCCAACAAACAUAGAUUUGAUGCCUUCAUCUUUGCUCUGUUGAAUUCUCGCCUGUUGGACUUUUGGUUGGGUUAUCUGCGCCACAAGGAUAACCUGAUUUGUCAUUUCUACAAUGCUGGUGCCCUGCUGCAGCAACUGUACAUCAGUGAUCUUGAGAAUGCUUAUGAAGAAAUGCUCCUCUCCUUACAGCCGCUGUCUGUCUUACCAUUCCAGCUUGAUCUGGACUUUGUCUCUGGAAACAGUUGCCAUGAGCCCCCCAAUGGCGAGUUCCUUCGUCUCCAAGACACAACCACUUCAUUGCCUGAUCUCCGGGCUGGUGUUCCAAUUCAUGGAUCACCAAAGUUCAGUCUCACAUCUGUCCGAUAUGAAGAGCUAACUGAAGAAAAUGCUCUUGGACAUUCUGCUGCAAAAGCCUGGAAAUGGUUAAGCAAUUCUACAGCCAGCGCCUUACCAAUUGCCAAGUCAGUUAUGGCCAAUGUUGCACAAAAAGUGACCCCUUCCAUCUCCAAGCUUAGCUCUUCAAUGAACAGAGCCACACUUGGAGACCCGGCAGAGACAAAAGUCACUGACAAUCUUAACAUGGAUGAAGUCUUGCUACAAGUACUUGACACUUGCCAUGAUGAAGAAGAUGAAUCCUUGUCAAGUGCAGACAACUCAACAUUACAAGGGUCCAGUGUUAAGUCUUUUACAGUGGAAGACCUGAAGUCUGCUGAAAAUAUUGAAGAGAAAGAGAUGUCAAAUUCAUUACCUAGAAAUCUGUUGAGUCUUCACUUAAUUACUCAAAUCCUCAGGACCAAUUCCGAAUGCCUGAAUACAGGCACUAGUGUUGGUCUCUUGGCCUGGUCCACUGUCAUCCCUCAUUUUACAGGUAUGUCCGAACAUUGA